Messenger RNA from Vitis riparia (riverbank grape), 3251 nucleotides. Its product is annotated as probable serine/threonine-protein kinase PBL3. NCBI's taxonomy places the organism in Eukaryota, Viridiplantae, Streptophyta, Magnoliopsida, Vitales, Vitaceae. Bases 241 to 1503 code for a protein of 420 amino acids. The record is from RefSeq and is a predicted model, not a curated record. Gene Ontology annotation, molecular function: protein kinase activity; ATP binding. The transcript has 6 exons. Gene Ontology annotation, biological process: protein phosphorylation.
UUCUGCUCUUCUUCCUGCGUCCUCUUCUUAGUCAUACCCUUCGUUUUGGCCCCCAAAGCUCUAUUUUUUCUUCUUCUUAUUGUUCAAGGGAAAAAGUAGUCCAUCCAUUUAUCCUUGAUAGAUAUACUGUUUGCGAACCGCUUUAUCAGAGUUUGGGAUUUGAGGUCUUUUGGGAAUAAUCAUGAUGAUGGCUUAUGAAUAGCUACUGAUAACAGACAAAGUCUGUAAAGAGAGUCCCAAAUGGGUAACUGCCUAGAUUCUUCGGCCAGAGUGGAUAGCACCCAGAGCUCCCAUACCACUUCUGCUUCAGGAGCCUCAAAAGUUGUCAGCAAAACCAGCAAUUCUUCUGCUCCUUCGACCCUGACAGUCCCAUCUUACAGUGAAAGGAGUACUGCUGAAAGUUUUCCCACUCCAAGAUCAGAAGGUGAAAUAUUGCCGUCUCCAAGUUUGAAAGCCUUCUCAUUUAAUGACCUAAAGAAUGCUACCAGAAACUUCCGUCCGGACAGUCUACUCGGUGAAGGAGGAUUUGGUUAUGUUUUCAAAGGAUGGAUUGAUGAACAAACACUUGCUGCUGUAAAGCCUGGAUCCGGAAUGGUUAUUGCUGUUAAGAAGCUUAAACCUGAAGGUUUUCAAGGCCACAAGGAGUGGUUGACAGAAGUUAACUAUCUUGGCCAACUUCAUCAUCCAAACUUGGUUAAACUUAUUGGGUACUGCUUGGAGGGUGAGAACCGGCUUUUGGUUUAUGAGUUCAUGCCUAAAGGGAGCUUGGAGAAUCAUCUCUUUAGAAGAGGACCACAGCCACUUUCUUGGGCAGUAAGGAUCAGAGUGGCUAUAGGUGCUGCGAGAGGUCUCUCUUUUCUGCACGAUGCUGAAUCUCAAGUCAUAUAUCGUGACUUUAAGGCUUCUAACAUCCUACUAGAUGCGGAAUUCAAUGCAAAGCUUUCAGAUUUUGGUUUGGCUAAAGCGGGGCCAACUGGUGACAGGACUCAUGUGUCCACUCAAGUUAUGGGUACACAUGGCUAUGCAGCACCUGAAUAUGUUGCUACAGGUCGGCUGACAGCAAAGAGUGAUGUUUACAGCUUUGGGGUUGUGUUGUUAGAACUAUUGUCUGGACGUCGUGCUGUCGAUAAAACAAAAAUUGGUGUAGAGCAGAACCUGGUAGACUGGGCCAAACCAUAUUUGGGUGACAAAAGGAGAUUGUUCCGGAUUAUGGACACCAAGUUGGAGGGCCAGUACCCCCAGAAAGGAGCCUUCAUGGCUGCUACCCUUGCCUUACAGUGCCUUAACACUGAAGCUAAAGUCAGGCCACGAAUGUCGGAGGUUUUAGCAACACUGGAACAGAUCCAAUCCCCAAAAAAUGCAGCAAAACACAUCCAGUCAGAACAGCAUACAGUUUCCAUUCCUGUCCAGAAGUCCCCAUUGAGACAACAGCAUUCUCCACUGAAUCUGACGCCACGGGCAUCCCCAUUGCCAUCCUACAGGCAAUCUCCUCGUGUACGUUGAAUGGAGGAACAUUUGAUUCUGUUGGCUAUUUAUUCUGUAUACUCCUUUGCAUCCAUAUGUUGUUUAUAUUGGAAUGUAAUGAGCAUGUAUUUUUCCAGAAUGUUGUGCCAUAAACACGUGAUUCAUCCUCUGUUUUGUGAAAAUAUGCUAGUUUUUUUGGGUAGUAAUUAGCUAGUUUUAUUUAUUGUAUCAAUAGAGCAGAUAUCAACACCUUCAGAAAGAAAGUUAUGUCCUUGAUUUAGUCAUGAAAAGACAGGUAUAUUUUACAGAUUUGCCUGGCAUGUAAUAUAGCUUUUAUUUUCAGCUCCUUGUUAAUUGGAACAAAAGCAUUUGGAAUGCAUCUGAAUUACAUGGAGUUAAACUUCAGUCAUACUUUUCUGUUGUGGACAUGACAGCAAGGAAAAAAUUAGCUCACAGGAUUUUCCUUGCUGUCUCUGUGGAAGUUAAGUGGGAGGACCUUCUAGGGUGUGUAGCAAGUCCGCGCAAGUUAUGUUUGCUGCUGUCCCUGUGUUGCUCUAGUUGCUCCAGGGAAGACAAGACCUCGGUCAUGGUUGGCCGACUAUUGGCAUCUGAAUUUAGACAUUGAAGGAUUAUCUCAGCCAACUCUUGAGCUUCUUCCAUGCUGAAAUUGCUCCCAAGUCUUUUGUCAAUGACAUGAGGCAGUCGCAGCUUAUUGCUCAGAUAUGGUUUAGCAUGAUCAGCCAGAUUCUCUAACAUUCCAUUUGAGAAUCUAUCCACUGCAGAAGAGCCGGAUAAGAUCUCUAGUAGCACUACUCCAAAGCUGUACACGUCGGAUUUCAAUGUGAGAUGCCCUGUAGGACGGGGAGUGGAGGGAUAUCACUCUCUGUAAUCUGUAUAGCGCUGAGUAGCUUUCUUGAUAAAUAAAUAUUAGUUGAUGGGGAGGCAAAGCUGUCUUAUUUUUAGCAAAUAUGAAGAUGCAACUUAAUGGUUUGCUGUACAAUUGGUUCCUAGACAUGGAUCAUAUUCAUCUGGGAGGCAUCUAAUAAGCAUGUAGUAAGACUUCCAUCUCCUACAAGCUACAGCUCAUGGGCCGAAUAAAGAAGACCGGAAUAUGAAUUGAAAGUACCUGUUCCAAUGUAUUCAGGAGCGACAUAUCCUUUGGUGCCGAGUACCCUUGUGAAGACGUGGGUUUGAUCACCUUGAGGACCAUAUUUAGCAAGUCCGAAGUCUGAAAGCUUGGGGUUGAAGUCCUGCAAUAUUACACUUUUAUUACUGCUGAUAACUACAGAAUGAUGGGCACUUGGGUGCAGUGCGGAUGUAGGAACAUUGUAAGCAUAAUAUGUUAAUAAGAUGCCAACUGCAAGGAGCAUCAAUGACUGAAACUCACAGCAUCAAGCAGGACAUUGGAGGUCUUUAGAUCCCGAUGAAUGAUUGGCCUCGGAACAGUGUGAAGAUGAUCUAAACCCCUGGCUGCCCCAACUGCUAUUUUGAUUCUUCUCCUCCAGGUUAGCUCUGUGUCCCUCUCUGUUUAUGCCAAUUUCAUUUGUGUUAAUGCAUUGUAUAUUGUCCAAAAUCCAGGCAACCUAGAGAUGCUAAAUUGUUCUCUCUCAGACUAUAUGGAGUGCUUUGGUUGCUUAGUUUUUACCUUUGGAGAGAUGAGCAUCCAAGCUUCCCUUGGGCAUAUACUCAUAUACUAAAAUCUUAUGUUCACGCUCACAACAAUAUCCGAUCAGCUUGACUAGAUUUUGAUGACUUAUUUUGGUCAAAAAGUUCAGUUCAGUCUGCCA